AUGUCAGCAACUAUCGAGCCUAUUGUGCAUCCUAUUUUUGGAAAGCAAACCGGGACUUGGCAGUACAUCGUUGCUUGCCCGAAGACCCGCCAGGCCGUCAUCAUCGAUCCGGUCCUCAAUUUGGACCUCACAGAGCGAGAAAUCACUACCACGUCAGCGGACGAACUUUUGACGGUUGUCGCGUCGAACAAGUACACGAUUACCCGUCUCCUAGAGACGCACGCCCACGCCGAUCAUCUGACAGCUGCUUAUUACAUUCAACAAAAGUUGUUCGUAUCAGAUAAACCACAAAUCCCUAUCUGUACUGGCCGUCGGAUUAGGCAGGUGCAGGAAACGUUUGCCAACAAACCGAGUGAAAACGCUUUCGACUGUCUAUUUGAUGACAAUGAAGUCUUCAAUAUCGGCGACGUCACUGCGGAGGUGCUUCACUUACCUGGUCACACUCCCGAUCACAGUGGAUACUUGAUCGGUAGCAACGUAUUCACGGGCGAUUCGAUCUUCAACCCUGACGUGGGUAGUGCACGAUGCGACUUCCCGAACGGAGAUGCAAAUGUCCUGUAUCAUACCAUGCAAACACUACUAGCUUUGCCGUCUCACUACAAGUGUUACACCGACCACGACUACCCUCCGGCAGAUUCCGGCCGCGAACCAAUGCCCUUCGUGACCGUGGCAGAGCAGCUGGAGAGCAACAAGCAUGUCAAAAAGGGGACUCAGGAGCACGAGUUUGUGAACUGGCGACGAGACCGCGACUCCAACCUAAAAGAGCCAAAACUGCUGCACCAAGCUUUACAGGUCAACAUCCGAGGAGGACGCCUGCCAUCAAGCCCUGAUGGGAGUCAACGUACCUUCCUCCAAGUGCCUUUCUGCGCUCCCCAGGCUCUCUGCUAA
Penicillium cinerascens is the source of this 888-nucleotide messenger RNA. RefSeq names its product MBL fold metallo-hydrolase. Gene Ontology annotation, molecular function: sulfur dioxygenase activity. The transcript has 2 exons. Gene Ontology annotation, biological process: hydrogen sulfide metabolic process; glutathione metabolic process. The record is from RefSeq and is a predicted model, not a curated record. NCBI's taxonomy places the organism in Eukaryota, Fungi, Ascomycota, Eurotiomycetes, Eurotiales, Aspergillaceae. Bases 1 to 888 code for a protein of 295 amino acids.